AGUAAAUGAUGAUAAAUAUUCCAAACCAAAGCUUGAUUACCAGAAGUGGAAAGAAAUGUUCAAUAUGCACAGUGAUGAAGAAGAAGAACCAUUAUUCCCUGUAGAAGAAGAGGUGACUCCUGUUGAUCCUACUAAGAUGGAGGUAAAGUAUGCUUUUAAUAACAAGAGUGCUUAUAAGAAACAUCUUAGGGGUUACUGUGUAAAACAUAAUUAUCAGUAUACGGUCUAUAAGAGUGACAAAACAAGAUUAAGAGUGAGAUGUAGGUUUAGGGAAGAGUAUGGUUGUAACUGGUUUGUAAAUGCUAGCAUAAAAAGGCAUGAGCCUACUUUUAUUGUUAGGAAGGUUAAUCUAGAACACACUUGUGUUGCGGAUCCAAAGAGUUUUAACAGAUCCGCGGAUCCUGAGUUCGUAAAAGAUGUGGUACAUGAGAAGUUAAAGCAGACAGCUGGGGCCUUAAUUCCAAAGCCUAAACACAUUGCAAGAGACUUUUUUGUAACUCAUAACAUCAAUAUACCUUAUAUUUGUGCAUGGAAGGCUAGAAAUCUUCUUUUAGAAGAUCUGUUUGGUAAUUAUGAAGACAGCUACAAGGAUGUACCCAUCUUUUGUGCAAUGGUGGCUCAUACUAAUCCAGGGUCUGUUGCUAAAUACACUUAUGGGAAAAGAGAUAAGACAUUCAUGAGCAUGACUAUUUCAUUUGCUGCACCAAUGAGAGGAUUUCAGAAAGCUUGCAGGGGAGUCAUAGGUUUAGAUGCAUGCCAUCUAACUGGAAAGCGUGGUGGUGUUCUAAUGGCUGCAACAGCAAUUGAUGGUCAGAAUUCUCUGGUGCCUUUAGGCAUUAAGGUGGCUAAGAGUGAAACCAAGGAGAGCUGGACUGGGUUCCUCAAGGAUUUGGCUCCAGCAAUCAAUGCACAUCAUGCUGGCAGAAUUACCUUUAUUUCUGAUAGGCAAAAAGGGUUGUUGGAAUCUGUUCCAAAGGUUUUCCCUGGUGCAAGAGUUAGAUAUUGCUUCAGGCACUUGUACAAGAACUUCAAGAAGUACCACAAGGCACCAACCUUGCACAACUUAUUGUGGAAUGCAUGCAAAGCUUACAAAGUGAGGCAUUUUCAGAAAAGGAAAUGUGGAAAGUGUGGAUCUACUGCUGGUCAUAAUAAGAGAACCUGUGCUGGUGGUGAUGUUGGUAAAAACCCAACUGGAUUCAUGCCAAGCACCGAGUAUGAUGCUGCAAACUGCACCUUCACUAGUAGAGAUCAUCCUGAAAGUAGCAGUGCAAGGGGUAAAGCAAAGGUGAACAAAUCCAGAGGUACAUCUUCAUUUGUUGGUGAGUCAACAGGACCUAAAAACUUUGGAAGAGCACCAACAGAACCUAGCACCCAUGGAUCUACACAAGAUGUUCUGAAUUUCAGUCAGAACUUUACUGGUAUUGGAUCUGUUAGUCAACAUAUUCCUGUCACAAAGGGAAAGCAAAGCAAGGCUAAGAAGAAGUAG
Papaver somniferum (opium poppy) is the source of this 1486-nucleotide messenger RNA. RefSeq lists its product as uncharacterized. The transcript has 3 exons. The coding region runs from base 56 to 1486 and encodes 476 amino acids. The record is from RefSeq and is a predicted model, not a curated record. Gene Ontology annotation, biological process: DNA transposition. Gene Ontology annotation, molecular function: DNA binding; transposase activity. NCBI's taxonomy places the organism in Eukaryota, Viridiplantae, Streptophyta, Magnoliopsida, Ranunculales, Papaveraceae.